Messenger RNA from Harmonia axyridis, 1224 nucleotides. RefSeq names its product chromobox protein homolog 1-like. The transcript is spliced from 4 exons. NCBI's taxonomy places the organism in Eukaryota, Metazoa, Arthropoda, Insecta, Coleoptera, Coccinellidae. The coding region runs from base 163 to 804 and encodes 213 amino acids. Gene Ontology annotation, cellular component: nucleus. The record is from RefSeq and is a predicted model, not a curated record.
CUGCAAUCGUACCUCACUGCAACGCUAACGAUAUAUCAUCGGACAGGCGCAAAAACUCCUAAAGCCAAUACUCAACAAUCACCUCCUCAAAAAGCAUCUAGCAUCGAUACAUUCACCAACUGCAGUCUGAGAUCAGUGUAUGUCUGAUUGGUUGUUUGCAUCAUGGAUUCAGAAGAGGAGGUCAUUGAAGAUCUAGCUACUGGUGUGAUGAGCUGCUCUAUAGAAUGCGGAGAAGCAGGAGUCGAACGGUCUUCGACUCCUGCAGAGAAAUCCUUUCCCGAAAGGGUUAAGGACGUUGUCAUCGACGAGCAGGGAAACAAGAUUUAUCUAGUGAAAUGGUUUGGUUUUCCGGAAGAAGAAAACACUUGGGUGAGCGAGAGUCACCUGAAAAGUAUAUCACUCUCCUUUUCCCAUCUUAUGGACGAGUUCAAUAAGAGCCGACAGGCUGUGCAGAAUCAAGGUGGUCACUCUUCGGGGCUACAAGAUAUGGCAGCCGGUGUUGAUUUUAGGAACGCCAGGAGGCAACAGUGUCCAUAUGAAAGACACCAGUUCCCAGAAGCAGGAGAAGACUUCCCAUAUGGAGGACCCGAGUACCCAUAUGAAGUGAUAGGAUUGAUUGAAAAUGGAGAUGAUUACGAUGUGAUUCUUAAAUGGCAUAAUAAGGAUAGUCUUGAGGUUAUUCCACGUAGAGUUGCCAAGCAGAUAUGGCCAGAGGUGAUCAUGAGAUAUUUUGAGGACAAUCUUGUUUGCCAUCAAGGAAUUGGAUUUUUAAGGAGGAGUUCGGAUCCCAGACGAAAACAAUAAGAUCUGAAAUUCGCAGGUAGAAGCAUAUUAAAUGACAUCCCACUUCAAUUGGUGUUGCUUUCUUAGCAUAGGUCCAAAAUAUAUCCAAUUAUAUUCCAAAUAUAUAAAUAUAAUCAAUAGAUUAGGUCCACUGUCAACUAGAAUAUUGAAAUUGUAAACAUUUUCUCGUUCACCACAUAAAAUAUUUAAUGGAAAUGUCGAUGUUUCAAUAAAAUGUCUAUUUCAAAAACUAAUUCAACUUAUUUGCCAACUCCAUCAUUUAUAAGUUUUCCAGAAAUAUAACCGGGAUUGAAUCGAAUCUGAAAACCACUUAUUUCACCUAACAUUUUUUCUCGCAUUUUUUUAUCUCUCAAAAACCAAACAAUUUCAAUAUUGAGAAAUGAAAGCUAGUAGAAGAUACCUGUGUAAUAUUUAAGAAUU